ACUUCAUUAUAGACAAAGGAAGCUCUCCAUAGGCAUUCAGGUAAGAUGGAUAUCUCAGACAAGAGAAAGGACUAACUUUCUCUCUGGGCAUAAAGCUUAUGAAUGCUCUUCUGAAUUGGAGCAUCCAUUGAUAUCUCUGAUAUAUAAGUCUUAUUCAAUUGUCUGUCCAUAGGUCAGUGAUGAUAUUACUAUUGUCUGAACUUCUUCUCAUAAGCAAGAUAUAACUUGAAACUUUUAGUUUUCAUAUUUUAAGUGAAUAUCUCCAAAGUCUUUCUUUUGUCUCACCUACAUCUUAGUAUUAACUUGAUUUGUGUGUGUGUGUGUGUGUGUGUGUGUACAUUUCUGAGCAAAUCUGGAAGUUGAUAUUGAGGAACUUAUGUUACUGUACCCCUUGGACAAAUCACAUUUAUUUUAGGCCCAGUAUUCCUAAUUUGUUAGUAGCUUUGGAUAAAAUAGUCUACUAAAUGUAACAUUUAAAUGCUGCUUUUGUGAAGUACAACAUUUUGCAGCCUGAAAUGUAUGAGCUGUUCAAUGACAUACUUGCAUUUUUAGCCUUGUAUGUUGUAGUGUAUGAAUAUUCAGGUCAGUCGAUGACCGAUAUGGGGUUUCAAUAGUUGCUUCUUGAAGCGUGAAUAUAGGUAAAGUGGAACAUUUUCUGAUAUGUUGCCAUUUUAAAAUACGGUCCAAAUGGCUUAGCCCCCUCACACCAUUUUUAAUAGCUAAAUAUCUGCUCUAAACUAUAUAAAGGAAAAAGGAAAAAAUAUUGAAUAUUCUCAACUUAAGUGUCCCGCUUUACAUGUAUUCAACCUACUGUAUUUGGUACCAACCAAUUCUGAAUACAAUAUGUGGACACAUUCUUGAAUCUAAGUAAUAUAAAUAGUGUUUUCCAGAUUAUAUCCUUAUUUUGUCUACAUCACCAAAGGAGUUAGAUUUAUAAUAAAAAUGUAAUUCCUUUUAGAGUAAACAAAUGCAUCUUUGUUACAAGUCAAAGAGCAGUCAGUUUCUUCAGUGUCACUGGGUCACUUAGUAUUAUGUUACUGUUCUCAUCUUGAUUGCCAUAGCGUCACAAUAUCCAAUCAAUUAUGGUAUUGUUAAUGAAGAUGCUAUUCUGUUUCUUUCUAUGUCCUUCAAAACUGUGCCAUACUUUCAGCUUUCAGCUUAGAUUUUCAUGUUUGUCUCAUGGUUAUAUAUAUUAUUGUGUUUUUCCUUAAUAAGUACCUCUAAAAAUGCCAUAUAGUCUCUUUAUCUAAAAUGCCUCCUUUGGAACUUUAUAACUUCACUAUAUUAAAAAUGUUGUACUUUCUAGAUAAGUGUCUACUUCAUACAUUUCCGAAGAGUGGUUAUUGGUUUUAGUCCUUAAGGAGCCUAGCAUCCACAGGUAUUUGUUCCAAAUCUGCAUGUUAUCAUUUGGGCUUCCUAAAUAGGUACUCUCUUAAGUUAACUAAUUAGUUAAAUUAGAUGGUGUAGAACUUGAAAUAAGGACAUGAAUCAUGGAGUAACUGUCCAAAGACUUUCAAAAACAUUGGUGAAGAAAGUGGGUCAGAAAAAAGUAUUUGAAUGUAAUUGAUCUCAUUACAUUACUUAAUGAGUAAAUUAACUAAUCAACUAAUGACAUCUUUUCCCACAGCUGUUAUUUUCUUUUGGGUAAAGGGUUACGUCAAUUACAGUAGGCCUAUUAGUUACAUCAAUUGCAACACUACAAUAAGGUUCAUUUUAAUUGAUCAAAAUACUAUUGGUCAUGUUAACUCAUAAUGCAUUAACUAAUGUUAAUUUAUGCAUCUUUUAAUGUAAAAAAAUGUAUUAAUAAAUAUAAAUAAUUUACAUAAACCAAGAUUCAUGAAAAGUAUUCUUAGUUAAUGCUGAUGUAAAUGAAUACAACCUUGUUGUAAAACGUUCCCUAGCUGUCUAUCUAAAAACUGUUACAAUGUUGCUGUUUAUAGUUAAAGAAAUCAAUUGAUUUACUGGACAUUUUAAGUUUUUAGAUUUAAUAUGGCCUCUAUCCUUAAAGUUACCUAAUGGUUCUCCUUAAAUUUAUAUUUUCAGGUAUGUGUAUAUAUGUGUGUGUGUGUGUCUUCAAGGGAGCUUCGGAUUACUUUGACGAAGUUUCCCUGGGGAACUUGCCCAUAGUUUUAUCUUCAUUUUGACAGGUUUUUGUUUCAUGUUUCAUGAGAUCCUUGUUACAUGAGUAACAGGUAGUAGAUGAUUUGAUUGUGAGCAGGGAUGCGUUCACAUGAAACUAAUCAGCUACCUGAAGCGCUAGCCAGUUUUAUAACACUGACCAUUUAUACAACCAUCAGCUGGUUUAGGAUGAAUAAGUGCCAAAUUUAAAAUAACCUACAUAAACUAAACCCAUAAACCACCCUGUUUCUGAAUAAUUGACUAUAAAACUGGUGUCCAGGAACAGCAAAGUAAAAUGAAGAAAAGUUUUGCGAAAGAAAAGAUGUCUCUGAUAUAAAAUGAAGUAUUGACUAAACAUGUAAAACACGUGUCCAGAAAGUCAAAGGAAAACCUCACACUUGCAUUAGGAUUAGGUCUCCAACAGUUGCACUUAAUCUGUUUAUGCUCCAAAGUCUUUCUCUUCAUGUGUUGCACAAUAUCAAUCACUGUGUUUGUUUCUAUACAUAUGCAGUAGCUUGCUGAGCCCGAAGAGAGAAGAUCCAAGAUGCCACGCUCAAAGAGUGAUAUCAUGUCCAAAGAACCAAGCUCCAACUUGGAAAGUGCAAUGCAGAUGCUCAUCAAAACCUUCCACAAGUAUUCUGGGAAGGAAGGAGACAAGUACACACUCAGCCGAGGAGAACUGAGGGAACUGCUGACGGAGGAGCUGGGAAAUUAUCUAGGGAGCGCACAAGAUAAAGACGCAGUGGAACGAGUGAUGAACGAUCUGGAUUCCAAUAACGAUGGCGAGGUGGACUUCACCGAGUUCAUCAUCCUCAUGGGCGCGCUGACAGUAGCCUGUAAUGACUUCUUCCUUGACAGCCCACCGCCCAAAACCAAGGGCGACAGCAAGAGUGACGGAGCAACAGAGGAAAAGAAAGAGUAAUGCGAGAAUACUAUAACAGAAAAAGAAUGCUAAUGGAAGGAUAGUGCUAGUGGCCUGAGAACAAGGGAGUGAGAUCAUAUUUUCAUCCAUUUCUUUUAACAGGACAGACAAACCUAAUUCCUGGAGGAGAUUUCUCUGCUUUUAUAAUCCAACCCAAGCUGUUUACUAGUUUCAAUGUAAAACUGUCAAACCCUUAAGGCAAAAACAUACCAGUGUAGUGCCAGGAGCUGGCUUGUCUAAUGCUGAACUGUUUUUAUUUCAACGUUAAUGAGAAGUUCUUGUGUGUAAGGUGUUUAAAAAUCUUUCAGGUACUUGGACGGCUGCCUUCUAUUUCAAAUAAGGGUACUUGACUGAUGAUAUUUUACACAGCUACACAAGAGAGCAAUUUUUUGGAUGAAGAUAUGACAUCAUUCUUUGUUAUGAGUAUAAGCAAUGGCUAUUUAUUUGUAGGCAAAUAAAGAGAGAAAAAAAGAACAAUAAAUGUGUGUUACUGGGGUUAAUGUACAGUCGGUCAGUCAUUUUCACAAAAUAAACCCCAACAGGGUGAUCAGAUCUUCACUCUUCAGGGUAUCAUUACCCUGAAGGGCUUUAUUUUGCAAUAAUGACUGGCUAACUGUACAUUAUCCUGUUAUUACAUGGCUUGAACAAAAUUAAUAUCGAAAUAUUGCCUGGGACUUUGGUCAAUUAUACAGUUUAGCAGUCAUUAUACUAAAACAUUUGACUGUAGAAUGCAGCGAUUGAUCAAAUGAAGUGAAGUUUUCCAGAGAGCCGUGUAAUAAACCCACAAUUUGUAACCCACAUAUAAAUAUGUUGAUGUAUUUAUACUUGCAUAAUGCAUUCAUGAAAUUCAGAUAUUAUGUAGUCAUUUAAAACCCCCUGAAAGAAAGCAUUGUUACUGUACAUCAACGUCAAUGUUACCAUAAAUAAACAGUGUUCAUAAGCAUCUGUUAUAAUUCAGCGUUGAAGACAUGACCUUGGUUUGUUUCUUUGCAUCUAUUUUUAACUUGUUUAGUUUAAUAAUCAAUAUGUAUCUUCUUAAUUUUAAUAAACUGAC
Messenger RNA from Xyrauchen texanus (razorback sucker), 4094 nucleotides. It is a transcript of the gene s100s, whose product is annotated as S100 calcium binding protein S. The transcript is spliced from 3 exons. The record is from RefSeq and is a predicted model, not a curated record. The coding region runs from base 2663 to 3040 and encodes 125 amino acids. Gene Ontology annotation, molecular function: calcium ion binding. NCBI's taxonomy places the organism in Eukaryota, Metazoa, Chordata, Actinopteri, Cypriniformes, Catostomidae.